AAUACAUAUUAUAACCAUAUCUUCUUCUUCGUUGGAAUGCUUCCAAAGGAGGUGAUGCCCAGAAUCGCCUGCACCUCCGAAGACCAAUAACGAGAGAGCGAGAGCGAGCGAGAGAUGGGAAGGGCUUUCGUAUAUGUAAUUCUCGGUGGAGGUGUAGCAGCUGGUUAUGCAGCCCUUGAAUUUACCAACAGAGGCGUUUCUCAUGGCGAACUUUGCAUAAUUUCCGAAGAAACAGUUGCACCUUAUGAGAGACCUGCUUUAAGUAAAGGGUAUUUACUUCCAGAAGCUCCAGCGCGCCUUCCAGCAUUCCACACGUGUGUCGGUGCUAAUGAGGAACGGUUGACACCAAAAUGGUACAAAGAACAUGGAAUUGAAUUAGUUCUUGGGACUCGAGUAAUAUCGGCUGAUGUUCGGCGCAGGACCUUGUUAACAGCAGCUGGAGAGACUAUUAGUUACAAGAUUCUCAUUGUUGCAACAGGUGCUCGGGCUUUGAAGCUCGAAGAAUUUGGAGUGAAUGGAUCGGAUGCCGAAAAUGUAUGUUAUCUACGAGACCUAAAUGAUGCAAAUAGGCUUGUUGAUGUGAUGCAUUCUUGUUCGGGGGGUAAUGCUGUCGUAAUUGGUGGUGGCUACAUAGGAAUGGAGUGUGCUGCAUCUUUAGUGAUUAACAAAAUUAAUGUGACAAUGGUUUUCCCUGAAGCACAGUGCAUGCCUCGUCUAUUUACACCCAAGAUUGCAAGCUUUUAUGAAGAUUAUUACAAGUCUAAAGGAGUGGAGUUUGUCAAAGGAACUGUCUUGUCAUCAUUUGAUAUUGACUCUAACGGAAAGGUGGUUGCUGUCAACCUAAGAGAUGGAAAACGUAUACCCGUAGACAUGGUUGUUGUUGGAAUAGGAAUCCGCCCAAACACGAGCCUCUUUGAAGGCCAACUGACCUUGGAAAAGGGUGGAAUCAAGGUAAAUGGAAAGAUGCAGUCGAGUAACAGCUCGGUCUAUGCAGUUGGAGAUGUAGCAGCAUUUCCAGUCAAGCUUUUCAGUGAGACUCGGAGACUUGAGCAUGUUGACUCAGCCAGAAAAUGUGCUAAACAUGCUGUUGCUGCCAUUAUGGAACCAGAAAAGACUGGAGACUUUGACUAUGUACCAUUUUUCUACUCCAGAAUAUUCGCACUCUCGUGGCAAUUUUACGGGGACAACGUCGGGGAGGUCGUACAUUACGGGGAUUUCUCAGGAAACACAUUUGGGGCUUAUUGGGUAAACAAAGGUCACCUAGUUGGAUCUUUUCUUGAAGGUGGAACAAAAGAGGAGUAUGCAGCUAUAGCCAUGGUCACUAGUCUGAAACCUGCCAUUGAAGAUUUGGCUGAGUUGGAAAGCCGGGGACUGAGUUAUGCUAUGGCAGUUAGUCGCGAACCGCCUCCAUCACAAGUCGCAAAUGUUAAUGUUUCUGGUCCUUCCCUUGUUCUCGAAAAGCCUGUGUAUCGAUGGCAUGCGACCGCUGGGGUUAUCCUUGCUGGAUCGAUUGCUGCAUUUGCAUAUUGGUACGGGAGGAGACGUCGCCGAUGGUGAGGAGAUUCGUUUACGGAGUUCAGCAAAGCAUCAAAAAUUGAAGUUUUGAUGAUGUACCAAUCAUGUACUUGGUAUCAUUAAUAACAGUAGGAAAUAUUGAAUGCUAAAAAAUCUAUAUUCAAUUAUAGAAUGCUAUAAAGUUCAUGAAUUACAGUUUAUUUCA
This is a messenger RNA of Benincasa hispida (wax gourd), 1720 nucleotides long. It is a transcript of the gene MDAR4, whose product is annotated as monodehydroascorbate reductase 4. The record is from RefSeq and is a predicted model, not a curated record. NCBI's taxonomy places the organism in Eukaryota, Viridiplantae, Streptophyta, Magnoliopsida, Cucurbitales, Cucurbitaceae. Gene Ontology annotation, molecular function: oxidoreductase activity, acting on NAD(P)H. Gene Ontology annotation, cellular component: cytoplasm.